AUGGCGACGCCACGAUUUCUCUCGGUACGUUUCAAGUUCCGCUUCCGCGGGGACGGUGAUCUCAUCUCCAAGGCUGAAAGUCCAGAACUUCCACAAAUCACGUUCUUGAUGAUCAGAUGCUUGGUCAUCUCGCGCAGUCUGCAUGGUCGUUCACAUCUCGCCACACUGGGCAACAACGACAUCGCUCACAGGCCUACUCUCCUGCUUGACGCGAGUGUUCUCGACUUUUCGGACCACGUCCAUGCCGUCGAUGACUUUGCCGAAGACGACGUGUUUGUUGUUCAGGAAGGGGGUUGCUACUGUUGUGAUGAAGAAUUGGCAGCCGUUGGUGUUGGGUCCGGAAUUCUGUGGAUAUUAGUAGGCGUUUCUGGGGUAGGUGCAGUGCGAAGGUACCGCCAUGCUGAGCAAACCGGGCGUGUCGUGCUUCAGUUCGAAGUUUUCGUCGGCGAACGCUUUCGUUCCGUAGAUGGUGGUGCUACCGGUGCCGUCGCCGUUGAGGAAGUCGCCGCCUUGGAUCAUGAAGUUGUUGAUCUGUUGAUGGUUCUCCUACGCAUGCGCUUAGUAUCUACAUCCCACAAAGUAUAUGAUCAAGCUCUACCUCCUAACGUCAAGUCAAAAAAGACGACCGGGUUUGCAGCAGCCUCACUGUUGCUUGCCAUGGUUACCACAAUGGAUGGGGGAGUCAACGAAGCAGCUCGAAGCUGA
Bacidia gigantensis is the source of this 705-nucleotide messenger RNA. RefSeq lists its product as uncharacterized. The transcript is spliced from 2 exons. The record is from RefSeq and is a predicted model, not a curated record. Lineage: Eukaryota; Fungi; Ascomycota; Lecanoromycetes; Lecanorales; Ramalinaceae. The coding region runs from base 1 to 705 and encodes 234 amino acids.